Molecule: messenger RNA, 5672 nt
Organism: Amoebophrya sp. A120
Lineage: Eukaryota; Dinophyceae; Syndiniales; Amoebophryaceae
Source: the annotation of a GenBank genome assembly
AGGCGAGUUAAUCUCGUUCUCUGAGUGUGACUUGUCAAGAAGGUUUUUGCCCCCAAUUACCUUUCUCUUCUCAACUUUUUCACUAAUUCAAAAUCAAAACCACAUCCACUACAAUAAGGACGCAUUCAUAUUCAACUACAACAACACCGGAAAUUUUGUUUACAUCAAAGAGCUUUCUUGUGCUUCAGUUUCAACGUAGCUAGGUGCAGCAGCUGCUAACAGGUUUACUGCAGACUAACUUGAAUUUCGACGAUCUCAACAAGGAGUUGACGGAGUUUUCUACUCGCAGUCACGAAAAAACCAAGCGCACGCGCGGCGACCAGUACGUUCUGUGGUCGUCACGACUCUCCGGAAUUCUUUCGAAAGCCCCGUUUUGAAGAAAACAAGGAACCGCGCGCGUCUCUCCAGCAUUGACCCAGACCGGCUAGUGCGCAAAUCGACCGUAAGUCUCUGCUGCGAUUUUUUUUUUUCAUUGGCUGCCGUGCCCUAGAUCUAGUUAAGUACUAGUCGAAUCCAUGCAGCCUGUGUAAGUAUCCUUUUGUGCAGCUGUUCGCUUUGAAAUUUCACCUUUACUACGCUCACUGACUUCUAUCACCCAGCGCAGAUGACGAAGCAGAAGAUGCUGCUGCCUCUGCUGCUUUUCUUGUCAGUGACCUGCUGGCACUCUCUCGCGCGCGCGAACACGAAAGACUUCUUGGCUCGGCGAGCCAAUGGCAACGACGGAACUAAUGAUCCUGUUCCUGGGGACGCAACUGCUGUCAAGGAAGAUGCUGGAGGUGAUCAUCUUCACGCGCACGACGAGCCCAAUCUUGUCCAUGAUGGGACGAACGACAUUUACGGUGACCGUGAACGAGAACACGAAUCCUCCUCUCCGUUUCAGUUUCUCGAAGACCUGCAAAAUUCCGAACAGCCCUCGGACAUCGCGACCGCGGACGGUGCGGGUUCUCCUAGCAGUUUUCUCGGGUCCUUCGCGAGCCGCUUCAACUCCGUGUUUCGAUUUCAGCGUGAAGAUGAUGCUGUUGGCGGGAAGAAGGAACAAGCAGACCAUGACAAAAAUGCCCCUGCUCCGGCUGCCGCUGCCCGUGCCGAAAUCAAGAAGAUGACCACGGGGCAGCACCAUGAUGACACUUUCGCUGCGGCAAUGACGAGCAAUGACAUGAACCCGACCUUUCUGGAACGCGAAGCAACCGGGACGGCGAAGCCUUCGACGUCCUUCACGCCGUCGGCUGGUGAUGCCGAGGAGGUGGCCUCCGGUGACAAAAAAUCUGCGAUGAAGAAUGAGGUUGACGCUGAACGCACCGAACCGCUGAAGCAUGAAGACGAAGGAAACACUGCCGGUGAAGAUGCGGCUGCUGGUAUGAAAUUGUUUUGACUUUCUUGAUCUCGUUUAUUGAAGAUUUGAUCACUGUUUUGUGGAGUGUUGUCGGCAACCUUCCUUCGUGCAAUCACUUUUUAUUUUUUAGCAGUUCAACUUUCGCAUUCAUAUUCAUAAAUUCAUCACAAUCCUAUUGUCCUCCGUUUUUUUCGAUAUCGAUUGAGUAGUUGCAGGCUUAGAGAAACCGCAAAAAAAGGACGACAUUGUUGGUGUUAAUGAUGCAGCUGAGGACCCUUCUUAAAAUUUAGCAGCUGUUGGUCUUCUGUUCUUGGUUUAUUUGGUAUGACUGCUUGCAGUAGCUGCACUGGAACAAGAACACAUCGUACAAACAGAAGAACGACCGCAACCGAAACGCGGAAACCUUCGUGGAAGUGGUUCUGGGCCAGAUUUGCCUCUGCGGGACGCGUCGUCUGCUGCGUCUUCAAUGCUGUCAUCCUCCACCUCGUCGACUCCGUGGGCAGAGGCGGGCGAAGGUGCGACCGCUGCAGCUGCUUCGUUUUCCGAACACGGGUUGGGUGAUCACGUUGACGCUCUUCGUCCUGCCGACGGCAACGAGAACGGUGGCGCGCCGAAAGAAGCUGGCGACGCCGACGAGGAUGCUCAUUCUGGGAACGUCGAAGCCUUUUUGGAAUCUGGACAAGGUCACGCUUCGGCCGCGGGCGAAACCCAGACGAAGGAUUAUUAUUCUUCACUGUCACGAACUGGAGAGGGACGUUCUACUUCUGAACUUGCCGACAGCGUCGGGGACAAGCAGGAGUCCUCCUCCGCGGGGGCGUUUCUGCAAGAGGAGAGCCUUAAUGCGUUGCUCUCUCCUCGUCAUAAUCCUCAAGGAGUUGUUCGGUCUUAUUCCGCGCCUGGCCCUUUUCCUGGUGGAGGCGCACCGACAACCUCGAUGACGUUGCAGACCCCGCGCCCGAUGCAUGCGGCUGGUACGAGUCCUCCUCGGCUCGGUCCGAGUGGGGGACAGGUGCAGGACAUCAGUCCGGAGGAAUAUGCUCGGAUCGCUCGGCAAAAUGCAGCUACAAACGGGGGACAGUACACGUACAACACUUGGAACGGGAAGACGCAAAAGUGGGAGACGCACACAGCCGCAGUUGCUAAGAACGCACAGCAAAUGCUUCGAGCCGAGGAAGAGAUCAAGAAGAUCAACGCGGAUAGUAGCGUCGACACUGCUAGGACGUCCCCGCCACGCCGUUUCGCUUGGAGAGCUGAGGACUUCGAUUUCGGCAGGAGGCCGGAUCAAGUUCAUGGACUUGCCCCGAGCAGAUCUUUUUCUGUGGACGAUAGCAUGCUUCCAGCACGGGGACGAGCUACCUCUACGCAGCAUGCUGCUACUGCACCAGGAGCUUUACGACAACAACCUGGAGGUCCUCAGGUGAUGCAACGAUCUUCCUCGAGCUCGAGCUCGACGUCCGCACAAUUCUCGGCUCCACCUCAACCUGCAGGACCAGCUCAAUUUCCGCGAAGUCGAAGUUCUCAAGCAUUAGCUGCUAAUCAUGCUGCUGCACAAGAACGUGAACUUGAGCGUGACAUUGGGGAGCCAACAGCAUCACCACCACCUGCACCUGGUCGUGGUCAGCAGGCAUUUACCACCGCUGCUCAGGCUAUUUCAUCCAGGAUUUCUUCAACAUCAUCCCAGAUUUCUUCAGCAAUCGGAUUCGGAACGAAGAGGUUCAGCAAAAUGGCUGACCCUAAUCCCCCGCCGCGUGCUCCUGCGGACACUCAUGAUUAUUGCAAAAAAACUAUUGGGGGCGUGCAUCAAUCGCCCGAACAAAUUCACUACUGCCAAAUGUACUUGCGUUACCGAUUUACUCAGUAUCCUGAUCCGUCGAAGCCGGGAGGCAUGGGUGUGGGUCUAAAACGGAGCGCGCCAAAUGGACCAUUGAGUAUGCAGACACACAUUUUGCCUGACGUUGUACAAGCAUUUGGCGCGAACUUCAACGCCUUCUCUCCUGCAGGAAAAUGGCAGUGCCAGGAAGGAGCAGGCUGCAGCGCCAAGACUGAGUGUUGCUAUUGCCGCUGCGAUAACCCGAAUUCUGAAAAUAAAUACCAAUGCUCGUGGCAGCCUUGUCCUGCUGUGAAUGGCCGCAAGAAGGCGUAUUUUUUCGGACCGGGGUCUGGAUUUCUGAAGACGGCCUGGCAAGUUGAUAUAUACGGGGUGGGGCACCAAGACUAUCAGGUCUUGCACGACACGCGCGGAAUGAUCGCGGGCCCUGGGCAUAACACCGGAUACGACGAUAUUCCGGAUACACGGUUGGGCCUGAUUGCGCCCUCGCAGUGGGCAGGGGCGGAAGGACCGGGAAACAGCGGGGGUACCUUCUACGAGUUCAUCGCACAUUGCUACGGAUUUCCACCAGUUUUGCACAAACUCGUGACGGACCACAACAUUCGCGCGAUCAUGAGCGGAUCUCGGGGGGGAGAUUUUGCCAAGGAAAUGCGCAAACACUACCUCCGUGUGCCGAUGGUAAACUUCAACGGUGGUAUGCUGCUCGAACACCAACACGGACAGUUUGUCCCGAAGUUCGACGACGCGGUUCCGGCAAAGACUGCGCCACCAGUUUUGGUUCUUGUCGGUGCGAAGGAAGACUAUCAAGCUUUCCAACCGGUCUCCGUGAACCCACCACCCGCUUUAUUGCAGAAGGCAUCGACUCACAACAUCGCACUAGUGCAGUCCACUCAAGGAAACCACCACAAUCCGGGUCUGAACGACAAGUGCCUCCGACAAUUGUUCAAAAAGACGGCUGAUGGAGUGUCGCUAGAUGGUGGGUCUUUGCAAGCCGCUGAAUGCGGGCUUCCUUGCCCAUCUCCGGACCCAAGAAUUCCUUGCAGUUUCCAAAUCCUUGCCAAUUUCCGAGACGGCCGCUGAACCAGAAAAAAAAAAGGCGAAUGAGAGUAAAAGCAUCCUUAUUUUUUCAAUUUCCUUUUGAUCUUUUUUGCUUUUCGUGUGUGAUUCGGAUUCUUUUUCUGUUUAUCUCAUGCUGCCUCUGCUAUUGUCUGAUGAGUGAUACUUACUUAUAUAUUCAAACUACUCAAAAAUAAAGAACCCUCUGUACUAGCGAAAGGACAUGGAAGAAGUAGCUGCACUCUUUCUCUUCUGUCCAAUUACCUCUGUCCUAAAGGAAAUCGAAAUUGAAUUUGAAAGUAUGAAAAAGUAAAAGAUUGCUUGUCGAACAAAGAAGUCAAAGCGUCGCCAACGAACAAAGAGUCGUCAUGAACAAGCGACUCUGGCUGCAAGGUUUUUCUUUUCUGUGGUUUGUCAAUUGCUUGCAUUAUUAAGUAAGUACAGCUGAAGAUUCUGCUGAUCGUGAUCCGGCGCAUCACGAAAACGGUCCUCGGCACUACCACUGGUAUUGAAUGUCGACUGAAUCCAGCCAGUUGUAAGUAGUAUUCGGCAAAAAAAUUUGGUAGUAAGAGAUGAAGCUGCACAUGCGCAAAUUACGAAAACAAUGGAUACUCACAUCAACUUGUCUUUCUAUUUCAAUUAUUGUCGUUUUCCUUUUCGUUUUCCAUAUCCUUGUCUUGAUCUUUUUUUAAAUGUAUACUAAUUUAUUUGCUUGCAUAAUCGCGGUCCAAUAUUGAGCUAUCUUAAUGUCACGCAUAUGAUAAACAUAAAAACAGAGCGAUAUAAUUCAACAUUGCCCGUUUCUUGCCGAUCCUUGUUGGGUAUUUUUGAGUCAUCUAUUGUUUCUCUAAUCUUUCUCGCUAGCUUUUAACGAUAACGACAGCGACUAGUAUUUCUUAACGACUGCUGUAGUACUUCUAUUGAUUCAUGGUAACUAUUGCACAGCAGCUCCUCGAUUGUUUCUACAAACAUAAUUUCUUACGAUUGCAGUUGACCAGAAUCAGAACGGCGAUAGAAACAUAGCCAAGAACGAUCGCCACACGAACAAAAAUAUUGCUCGCAUCGUCCAUGAAAUUAUUUCGAGUAUCAGCAUUCUUAUUCUAAUAUCUAAUCCUUGCAUUGAUAUGAACGGACAAAAUGCAAAACGGGACAGUAAAAAAACCAAGAAAAAUCGUGAUUUGUAUCAUUUAGUGUGUUUACAAACAACAUCCGGAACGACCGACUGCUACUCCUCCGCGGAUCGCAACACUCACGACUUGAUCUCCUGCAAGACAAAUUCGACGAAAGAACUUGGGAGCACAACCGACUGGUGUGGUUUCGGACCGCCUGCUGAUCUUCGUGCUUCAUCCUCCGUCAGAGCAAAGAUCUCAGGCACUUUUUUGCCAUGCACGAGCGGAUACGACCAAAACUUGUGGUUUAAUACAGAACCACAAGGAUUCGCCUAUAGGGAAAGUC